Molecule: messenger RNA, 2308 nt
Organism: Zophobas morio
Lineage: Eukaryota; Metazoa; Arthropoda; Insecta; Coleoptera; Tenebrionidae
Product: protein mothers against dpp-like
Exons: 4
Coding region: 139-1500 (453 amino acids)
Biological process (GO): BMP signaling pathway; SMAD protein signal transduction; transforming growth factor beta receptor signaling pathway
Cellular component (GO): heteromeric SMAD protein complex
Molecular function (GO): DNA-binding transcription factor activity, RNA polymerase II-specific; I-SMAD binding; RNA polymerase II cis-regulatory region sequence-specific DNA binding
Source: RefSeq, a predicted model, not a curated record
CACGACAUUGUACGGCCAGUGCUCCAAGCAAACAGUCUUGGAAAUACAGGCCAGCGUCCUAAAAUUUAUUUCCUUUUCGAUUUCCCAUUUCUUAAGUUGCAAGAUUCUAUUAAGUACGGAUAAUAAUUUACCAGUGUGAUGGAUACAGACGAGGGAGAGUCAAGCAGUGGAGGACCACUGUCCAGUUUCAACAGCUUGUUUUCUUUCACAAGUCCUGCAGUUAAGAAGCUGUUGGGAUGGAAACAAGGAGACGAAGAAGAAAAAUGGGCCGAGAAAGCCGUUGAUAGUUUGGUAAAAAAAUUGAAAAAGAGGAAAGGAGCAAUCGAGGAAUUGGAAAGGGCCUUGUCGUGUCCAGGCACACAAAGUAAUUGCGUGACCAUUCCGAGAAGUUUAGAUGGCCGUUUGCAAGUGUCGCAUCGGAAAGGUCUUCCUCAUGUAAUCUAUUGCCGAGUAUGGCGCUGGCCAGAUUUACAGAGCCACCACGAGCUCAAACCAUUAGAGCAUUGCAAAUUUCCCUUCUCAGCCAAACAGAAAGAAGUUUGCAUCAAUCCCUAUCAUUAUAAGAGAGUGGAGAGCCAAGUUUUACCUCCUGUCCUCGUACCCAGACACAGCGACUACGUCCCAGGGCAUUCGUUGUUACCUUUUCAACAAUUAGUAGAGCCCAACAUGCCCCACAAUGUCAGCUACUCGUCUAACGGGUUCAACUCCAAUCACCUAAGCCCAAAUUCACCACUGUCGAGUGUAUCUAGUCCCGGUAGUGUUUCCUCGAACCCGCAAUCUCCCUACUCAAAUCUUGCUGAAACGCCGCCUCCGGCAUACAGCCCCACCGACGAAACCACCAACAACAAUACCAGCCCCCAGCCGUCUCUCAAUUCUGACGUACAACCAGUAGCCUACCAAGAGCAACCCUACUGGGCUUCUAUUGCCUACUACGAACUGAAUUGCCGCGUAGGCGAAGUUUUUCAUUGUCACUCCACAUCCGUAAUCGUCGACGGAUUUACCAACCCAAGCAACAAUAGCGACAGAUUUUGCUUAGGCCAGCUGAGCAACGUCAAUAGGAACUCCACAAUUGAGAACACGAGACGACACAUCGGGAAAGGAGUUCAUCUGUACUACGUAAACGGCGAGGUUUACGCCGAAUGUCUCUCGGAUUCUGCAAUUUUUGUACAGUCCCGAAACUGCAACCAUCACCACGGGUUCCAUCCGUCUACAGUCUGUAAAAUUCCGGCUGGGUGCUCAUUGCGAAUUUUUAAUAACGCAGAGUUCGCCCAACUGCUAACAGAAUGCGUAAAUCACGGUUUUGAAGCCGUCUACGAAUUAACAAAAAUGUGUACUAUUCGUAUGAGUUUCGUCAAAGGUUGGGGAGCAGAGUACCAUCGACAGGACGUAACAAGUACUCCUUGUUGGAUCGAGGUACAUCUGCACGGACCAUUGCAGUGGUUGGAUAAAGUGUUAAUCCAAAUGGGAGCUCCACACAACGCUAUUAGUUCAGUGUCUUAACUAUGUUUUACUUUUAAUCGUGUCACGGAAGAAAGUUUUUCCCUUUAACAUGAAGCAAUCAUGCCGACAGUUGAUCACUGAAAACUGCCAAAAAACGUUGCAAACUUGAUAACAUUGUCCAAACUUUGAAGUAAUAUACAUCUAUGUGAAAACCAUUGUAAGCUGUACCUGAUCGUGUUUUUAUAACAAACAGGUUACGUUUCAUGUAAAAAUAUUACUACAUAGUGCGUGUAUUAGGGUGCAAGGAGUUUUAUAAUCACGUUCAAGUAACUCUGCAGUGAAUGUUAUUUUAUUUUGUGUGUUGUUCCAUACAUGCCUUAAAGAUGUGACGUUAUGCUUUUGUAUAUUUUUGGAUGAAUUUUGGCUUUUUAUUAUAAGAUAGCCCUGUACAAGAUUUAAUGUUAUUGAUACUAAGCAUAGGAAUCGUACAAAUUAAUUCAGAUAAUUCUAGUAAAUAAAUAAAUAUUUAUAUACUUAAGUGUUUCAGAAGUUUAUAAUACUCGAAUGUAAAAAAAAAACAAAAAAAGUUUAGUAGGUUUUUGAAAUGACGUCGCCCAUUUUUGUUAUGGAUUAGUGAUUUUUUUGUGUUGCCAUUGUUCUGUUGCUUACAGCGAGUUUAGAUUUAAUAUAGUCUAUCAAGUACACAUUUGCAUGUGUCGACAGUUUUAUUUCGCCAUUAAUCAUGUUCUGUUAAUGUGUACUUGAUGAGCGAUAGGCUGAUUUAUUUGGUAAGUUGCAAUAUUUGUUAUUUUUAUGUUUUAUAAAUUUUCACAAAAUAUAUUUAAUGAAUAAAUUUAUAUUAUUGUAA